Vollenhovia emeryi is the source of this 2328-nucleotide messenger RNA. RefSeq names its product glucose dehydrogenase [FAD, quinone]-like. Bases 169 to 2172 code for a protein of 667 amino acids. The record is from RefSeq and is a predicted model, not a curated record. Lineage: Eukaryota; Metazoa; Arthropoda; Insecta; Hymenoptera; Formicidae. The transcript is spliced from 3 exons. Gene Ontology annotation, molecular function: flavin adenine dinucleotide binding; oxidoreductase activity, acting on CH-OH group of donors.
CUUACAGAGAAGCAUUUAACAUUUGCAAAGCAUUUCAGUACGAACGUUCGUUCUAUCAACAGCUGUUGGUCGCUGCAAGUCAAUACAAAACGAAGGUACAAGCGUUCAGGCAUCCAGCUUCUUCUCAUUCCGCUAUAAAAAAUUCGAAGGACAAUUAUUUCCAAAAACAUGCUAAAGAAGACGUCAAUCUUUAUCGUUGCGAUCGCCGUUCUGACUAGCGUACUGUACAUGCCAAACAAGUACAAUAAUCUUUACGGCAAUGAUAUAGAAGGAUCAAGGUUAAUAAAUGUGCUCAGACUAGGUAAGGGAAUCCUAGAUUUCUGGACACAGAGUGAACGUUAUUUAGCUCAACAAGUAUCGGACACCACACCGCAAUUCGGAGAGACGUUUGAUUUCAUAAUAAUUGGCGCUGGCACAGCUGGUGCGACUGUAGCCGCGAGAUUGAGCGAAAUUUCUCAAACUAACGUGCUACUAAUCGAAGAAGGAAGCCAUGAAAGACUGUACAUGGAUGUCCCGUUAUUUGCUAGCUUUCUGCAAAGAAUGAAUUUCAAUAAAAAGUAUCGAACCAAGUCAUCCGACAAGUACUGCCUGGGCACGGAAGGCAACAGUUGCGUUUGGUCAACAGCGAAAGUAGUUGGCGGUGGCAGCGCAGUAAAUUUUAUGAUAGCAAGUAGAGGAGGCGUAGAGGACUACGAUCGUUGGGCCGAGAUGGGAAACGAGGGUUGGGCAUAUAAAGACGUUCUCAAAUAUUUCAAGAAACUAGAAACGAUGCACAUAACAGAGCUACAGUCGGAUACUGCCUAUCAUGGAACCGACGGGCCGGUGCAUAUCACCCAACCAUCGUUUCGCACGCCAGUGGCAGAGGCAUUUCUCGAAGCGGUUAAGGAGCUGGGAUAUCCAUCAAUAGAUUACAACGGAAAGAGCGAAAUGGGAUUCUCAUAUAUGCAGGCUACGAUCAUGAACGGCACUCGCAUGAGUAGCAAUAGGGCGUAUUUGAGCCCCGCGCGAGAUCGCAAUAAUCUUCGCGUAAGUCUUGAGAGCACGGUCACAAAAGUGCUGAUCGAUCCUAGUACCAAUCGUGCAAUCGGCGUAGAGUUCGUCAAAUAUGGUCAAACUAUACGUGUGUUUGCAAACAAAGAAGUGAUUCUAAGUGCAGGCGCCAUCGGAACACCUCAAUUGAUGAUGCUAUCCGGCAUUGGACCGGCGAAACAUCUUACCGAACUAGGGAUAAGCGUCGUCCAAGAUGCACCCGUCGGCGAGAAUCUCAUGGAUCAUGUAUGUUUCUAUGGAUUGGCAUGGGCGAUAAACGCGUCUACAACUAUGCAUAUCCAUGACAUGAUUAACCCUAUUAAUCCAUAUGCAACGGACUUUUUAACAAAGCAAACGGGACCUUUGACGACGUCGGGCGGAUGCGAGGUUAUCGGUUUCGUCAAUACCGGACAAGCAGAAAAACAUGACGGUUUACCAGAUAUCGAACUAUUGUUUUGUGGUGGUACAUUUGCCGAAAAUAAUGUGUUUCAAAAAGCAUUCCAUUUCAAAGAAGAUGUAUGUCAGGAAUGGGACAAAUUUCUUCUCACGUAUGGUUGGAGGAAUGUGGUAAUAUUGUCAAAACCAAAAAGUCGUGGUAGAAUAACGUUAUUGGCCAAUGACAUUAAUGUUAAACCAGAAAUCGUGUCCAAUUAUUUCGAGCAUCCAGACGAUGUCAGGACGAUGAUCGCCGGUAUUAGAACUGCAUUAAGUAUUGGCCAGACGAAGACAAUGCAAGCACUUGAUUCUCAGUUGGUGAAUUGUACUUAUACCGAAUGCAACGACUACGUGUAUGACUCUGAUGCUUAUUGGGAAUGUGCGAUAAGGACAUUAUCUUCCACGAUCUUUCAUUAUUCUGGAACUUGCAAAAUGGGGGCGAGAGGAGACCCGACCGCUGUCGUCGAUCCUAAAUUAAAGGUGAUUGGCAUUCAAGGAUUACGUGUAGUAGAUGCAUCCAUCAUGCCAGAAAUUAUAUCGGCGCACAUAAAUAUACCUAUUUUUAUGAUCGCCGAGAAAGCCGCAGAUAUGAUCAAAGACGAAUGGGGUUACUUGGAAAGUCAUGAUGUUAAUAAACUUCACGAAAUGCAAAGGGAAAUAGAAAAGUUUUCGGAACGAAAUGAUACAAAUGGCACAACAUGCGUGUAAAGUUACAAUUCGUUCCACCAAAUAGUUCAUUUUUUUUAUAGAUUUCUGAAUAAACUUGUUUGAGUGAUUUUUUUUAAAGAAAAUAAGGCAGAUAUGAUCGAGGAAGAGUGGAAUUGUUUAAAGAAAACACAAUAAAAAUAUACUUUUAUGGAGUAA